AUGCCUCCCCACGACAGACCCUUCGUUGGCAUCAAUGCCCUGGUCUACUACUCGCCCACCCUGUUUGGCACCAUGGGGCUGGGUCACAACAUGCAGCUCAUCAUGUCGGGCAUUCUCAACCUGACGCAGCUCAUCGGCGUCAUAUCCAGCCUGUGGACUCUGGAUCGAUAUGGCCGGCGACAGGUCCUCCUAUACGGAAGCGUCGGCAUGUUUGUUUCCCACUUCCUUAUUGCCAUUCUCGUCGGCAGAUUCUCCGACGAUUGGCCCGCGCACAAAGGCCAAGGCUGGACCAGUGUCGCCUUUCUCCUGCUUUACAUGCUCGCCUUCGGAGCCAGCUGGGGCCCUGUCCCCUGGGCCAUGCCUUCUGAGAUCUUCCCUUCUUCGCUCCGUGCCAAGGGUGUUUCCAUCUCCACCUGCUCAAACUGGCUCAACAAUUUCAUAGUUGGCUUGAUCACGCCUCCUUUGGUGCGAAAUACCCGAUUCGGGGCCUAUGUGUUUUUUGCCGUCUUUUGCUUCCUCUCGUUCGCGUGGACCUUUUACUUUGUCCCCGAGACCCAAGGGCAAGACGCUGGAGCAGAUGGACGACGUCUUCAAGGACCGCAGCAGCACCGAGGAACUGGAGCGCAAGAAUGA
Molecule: messenger RNA, 633 nt
Organism: Metarhizium album ARSEF 1941
Lineage: Eukaryota; Fungi; Ascomycota; Sordariomycetes; Hypocreales; Clavicipitaceae
Product: General substrate transporter
Exons: 4
Coding region: 1-633 (210 amino acids)
Biological process (GO): carbohydrate transport; transmembrane transport
Cellular component (GO): membrane
Molecular function (GO): carbohydrate:proton symporter activity
Source: RefSeq, a predicted model, not a curated record